Centropristis striata (black sea bass) is the source of this 10690-nucleotide messenger RNA. It is a transcript of the gene mast4, whose product is annotated as microtubule associated serine/threonine kinase family member 4. The coding region runs from base 344 to 7702 and encodes 2452 amino acids. Gene Ontology annotation, biological process: intracellular signal transduction; peptidyl-serine phosphorylation. The record is from RefSeq and is a predicted model, not a curated record. Gene Ontology annotation, molecular function: magnesium ion binding; protein serine/threonine kinase activity; ATP binding. The transcript has 30 exons. NCBI's taxonomy places the organism in Eukaryota, Metazoa, Chordata, Actinopteri, Perciformes, Serranidae.
GCAGUGACAGCAUGGACUCGCGCUGCAGGGAGAGUAAAGCGAUACAAACCCCCUGAAGAGAGGUAACUUUUACCUGGACACCCACAGCCUGACGCUCACGCUGACAUCAAACAGGGUAAAAAAAAAAAAAAGUAUUUUUGAUAUCGCAGACUUCUUUCCCCGCAGCGUCGUGACUUUUGUUGCCUUUGUGGUGUCCUUUUUAUGGGCUCGGGACUAAUAAACGAAAAUGAACUCAGUGGGCAGGUGUGCUUGCAGGUUAAUUAACAGCUACGCUUUGUUUUGACGUCGCGGAUUCAAAUGGGGUUGGCUUUGAAAUAGGUUAUAAUAGCAAAAAUAAAAAGAAAUGGAGCGAAGUGGAAGUGAGUCGUCGUCCUCCGGUUCAAACACCUUGUCCGAGGGGGAAGACAUGACACCCGUGCUGGACAUCAAAGUUUCUGGAGUUGGGGAUGAUGGUGAUGGUGAUGAUGAUGAUGAUCACAGCUCGGACAAGGACACAGCUCGGGAUGAAGAAAGUGAAGACGAGGACGAAAAGUUGGACAACAUCCUCUACCCUCCCUCCACAUACCUCAGGAAGUCCAGUAACCCCGAGCUGACUCAUGGAUUAAGUCCCGCUCUUAAAUUUAAGCGUCAUCUCAGUGAGGAUGGAAAACAUGUCAGAAGACGGAGCCUCGGGGGCGGCCUCACAGGAAAGUACCUUCUGCUUCCCACCAACCCCCAGCAGACCCAGACAGCAUGGCAGCCGUCGUCUGAGAUCUCUAACCUGGUCCGUAUGUGUUCCCUGAACCUCGGAAAGUCCGACCCCUCCCUCAACACCAGCCUGAAAGAGCUGAGUCUUCCUCGAAGAGGCAGUUUCUGCAGAACGAGCAACAGAAAGAGCCUCAUAGGAAGCGGACAGUCUUCAGGUUUACCACGACCUCACUCCCCCCUCUCAUCUCUCACAGGAACGAGCCCACAAGACAGUCCUAGAAAUUUCUCUCCCAGUGCCUCCGCUCAUUUCUCCUUUGCACGAAGUCAUUGCCACAGAGCAGACAGGACUGAUGGUCGCCGCUGGUCGCUGGCCUCUCUACCCUCCUCUGGAUAUGGAACCAACACGCCAAGCUCCACCGUCUCUUCAUCCUGUUCAUCACAGGAGAAGCUGCACCAGCUGCCCUUCCAGCCUACGCCCGAUGAACUGCACUUCCUCUCCAAGCACUUCUGCACUGAGAGCAUCUCCGGGGACGAAUGCCGCAGAGCGACGGCCAUGCGGCCCCGAUCACGCAGCCUCAGCCCUGGAAGAUCUCCAUCAUGUUACGACCAUGAGAUUAUCAUGAUGAAUCACGUCUACAAGGAGCGUUUUCCCAGAGCCACGGCUCAGAUGGAGGAGAGGAUUCAGGACGUCAUCCGCAGCAACUCUCCGGAGAGCGUGCUCCCUUUGGCAGACGGCGUGCUCGGCUUUGCCCACCACCAGAUAAUUGAACUGGCCCGUGACUGUCUGGAGAAGAGUCGGCUAGGACUCAUCACCUCCAGCUACUUCUGUGAGCUCACUGACAAGCUGGAGAGGCUCGUGCAGGAGUCCACAGAGAGAUCAGAAAGCGAGGAGGUAAACUUCAUCAGAGAGCUGGUGAAGAAGAUCCUCAUCAUCAUUGCUCGACCGGCUCGACUACUGGAAUGUCUGGAGUUUGACCCGGAAGAGUUUUACCACCUUUUAGAGGCCGCUGAGGGACACGCUAAAGAGGGCCAGGGCAUCAAAACGGACAUCCCUCGUUACAUCAUCAGCCAGCUGGGACUCACGAGAGAUCCUCUGGAAGAAAUCGCUCAGCUGACCAGCUGUGACAGCGGGAUUGCAGAAACACCAGAAACUGACGACUCUUCUCAGAGCCUCAGCACGGCGCUGCGGUGCCGCCGUAAACCCUGUGAGUUGGACUUUGAGAUGACAAAACUCAUCAGCAAUGGUGCCUACGGAGCUGUUUAUCUGGUUAGGCACAAGGAGACGAAGCAGCGUUUCGCCAUGAAAAAGAUCAACAAGCAGAACCUAAUGCUGAGGAAUCAGAUACAGCAGGCCUUUGUGGAGAGAGACAUCCUCACUUUCGCUGAGAACCCUUUUGUCGUGUCCAUGUACUGCUCCUUUGAGACGCGGCGGCACCUGUGCAUGGUCAUGGAGUAUGUGGAAGGAGGAGACUGUGCCACGCUUCUGAAGAAUAUGGGUCCGUUACCUGUCGAUAUGGCCCGGAUGUACUUUGCAGAGACGGUGUUAGCUCUGGAGUAUCUCCACAACUACGGCAUCGUCCACAGAGACCUCAAACCCGACAAUCUGCUGGUGACGUCGAUGGGACACAUCAAGCUGACAGAUUUCGGGUUGUCUAAAGUCGGACUGAUGAACAUGACGACGAACCUGUACGAGGGUCACAUAGAGAAAGACGCCCGGGAGUUCUCUGAUAAGCAGGUGUGUGGAACUCCAGAGUAUAUCGCUCCAGAGGUGAUCCUGAGACAAGGCUAUGGGAAGCCGGUGGACUGGUGGGCGAUGGGCAUCAUCCUCUACGAGUUCCUCGUGGGCUGCGUGCCGUUUUUUGGAGACACACCGGAAGAACUGUUCGGACAGGUCAUCAGUGACGAGAUCAACUGGCCUGAAGGAGAGGACGCUCCGCCUGCUGACUCCCAGGAGCUCAUCACCUUGCUGCUCCGACAGAGCCCUCUGGAAAGGAUGGGCACAGGAGGAGCAGCCGAAGUGAAGCAGCACCAGUUUUUCCACAACCUGGACUGGAACAGCCUAUUGAGGCAGAAGGCCGAAUUUAUUCCUCAGCUGGAGUCUGAAGAUGACACCAGCUACUUCGACACUCGUUCUGAGAGAUACCACCACCUGGAGACGGAGGAAGAGGACACAAAUGAUGAAGACUUCAACGUGGAGCUGCGCCAGUUCUCCUCUUGUUCUCACAGAUUCUCUAAGGUUUACAGCAGCCUGGAUUUGUCCCGUGGACACCUGGAGGAGAAGGGAGAGACGGAGGGGAAGAAGAGCGAGAGCCCGCUGACUGUCGACUCGCUCAGCUGGACGCCAGACUUUACUGAAAUGCCGUCGCUGUCCCACUCCACAGACACAGACGGUCUGAAUCCGGGCCCUCGCCCCAACUUGUUACCAAAGUUUGCCAUCUCAGCAGAGAGCGAGGGGGACGAGACGUCAGGCCUCGGUGACCCCAGCAAGACCUCCUGCUCUGUGGGAGAGCUCCCGCAGGACGAGCCCGACGCCACCACUCCCGGCAGCACCCACAGUGGAGCCACGCUCUCUGGAAGUUUCUCAGAACAUUUGGACCAGCUGACACCAAGAGGUGAGGGGCUGGAGAGCCCAGACAGCACCAGUCACACCUCUGCAGACCAGGCAGCUCAGAACAACUCUCUGCGGCCUGAAAGUGCUGCCGAGAAGACCGGAGCUGUGGCCAAAGUCCCAAAGUCUGUCUCAACCGGUGCCCUAUCCCUCAUGAUCCCUGGAGAUAUCUUCGGGGUGUCUCCGCUGGCGAGCCCUCUCUCUCCGUACUCGCUGUCCUCAGACCCGUCUUCCAGAGACUCCUCUCCGAGCCGGGACUCCUCCCUCUGUACCGCCAACCCGCGGCAGCCCGUCGUCAUCCACAGCUCGGGGAAGAAGUUCGGCUUCACGCUGAGGGCAAUUAGAGUGUAUGCUUGUGACGGUGACGUCUACACUGUCUACCAUAUGGUCUGGAAUGUAGAAGACGGAGGGCCGGCACACAAAGCCGGACUCAAAGCUGGAGACCUGAUCACUCACGUGAACGGAGAACCAGUUCACGGCCUCGUCCACACUGAGGUGGUGGAGCUCCUCCUCAAGAGUGGCAGCAAAGUUGCCAUCUCCACAACCCCCUUUGAAAACACUUCGAUAAAAACUGGUCCGGCCCGGAGGAACAGCUACAGGAGCAAGAUGGUGAGAUGUGCCAAGAAGCCCAAGAAGGAGAAGACGCCAGAAAGGCGCCGCUCCCUUUUCAGACGUUUCGCCAUGCAGCCGUCUCCCCUCCUCCACACGAGCCGCAGUUUCUCCUCUCUCAACCACUCUCUGUCAUCUGGUGAGAGUCUCCCUGGCUCCCCCACCCACAGUCUCUCCCCUCGUUCCCCUACUGCCACCUUCCGCCCCGCACCAGACUUCACCCAGUCAGGCGGUAACUCCUCCCAGAGCAGCUCCCCCAGCUCCAGUGCUCCAAACUCCCCCGCAGGUUCCGGCCACAUCCGUCCCAGCACCCUCCAUGGCCUCGGCCCCAAGCUGCCAGGUCAAAGGCUCCGACAGGGGCGCCGCAAAUCUGCCGGCAGCAUUCCCCUUUCUCCUCUGGCUCGCACACCUUCACCAACACCCCAGCCGACAUCUCCUCAGCGUUCACCCUCUCCACUUCUCGGUGGGCAUCCUGUCGCCAUUUCCAAGACCACCCAAGCCUUCCCAGCUAAAAUACAUUCCCCUCCCACAAUCGUACGCCAUAUUGUGCGCCCGAAGAGUGCCGAGCCGCCACGAUCUCCUCUGCUAAAGCGUGUCCAGUCUGAGGAGAAGCUGUCCCCCUCUUACACUGGAGAUAAGAAGCACUUGUGUCCCAGAAAGCACAGCCUGGAGGUGACACAAGAGGAGGUGCAGGAUGAGGAGGUGAGGCCUGGGGAGCGGGAUUACACCGUCCUGCAGAGUGUGGAAGAAGCAGCCUGCGAGCCUCUGUCGAUCACCCGUGUUCGACCGGUGGAGCAAGGCUGCUUAAAGAGGCCUGUCAGUCGCAAGAUGGGCCGGCAGGAGUCUGUGGAGGAGCUGGACAAGGAGAAGCUGAAGAGCAAGAUGGUUGCAAAGAGACAGGACUGGUCAGAGAGGAGGGAGUCUCUGCAGAAGCAAGAUGCCCUGCGUGAAUGUGAAUCAUCACCCGUGUGUGGUGAUGACAGGGAGGAAAGUUUUUUGCUCAGAGGCCAAAACAAAACCCAGGGCUGCCCGGACUCUGGCCCUCUGGAGGCCAAAGCUGCCAGCACAACCCUCAAAGACGUGCUGUAUAAGAAACUGAACACACGCGCCUCUGAGGGCAUCGCUGAGACAUCUGGCGGUGAAAGUGACGGAGGACUCAGAUCAACUCUCUGCUCUAUUCACCCCGAGUGGCAACACUCCAGACAGGGUAAAGAUAACAUGAAGCCAGACAGACUGGACUUCAAAGCUCCCAACAUCGAGUUCACCAGGAAGAGGCUCUCGUUUGAAGAGCGGGAGGACUGCAUGUGCCGGUUGUCCUCUGGCAUUCAUGAGAACCUGCACUUCGGCUCCACCAGGUCUAAGAGCCUCCAGCUGGACACGGCCAUGUCCCACGACCACAUGAAGGCUGGGCUGGGAAGUGUUCACUCGAGCCCUGAAGGUCUGUCCCCCAAGCUUUUCUCUGGCAGGGGAGAGAGUGCUGUGGAAAAACUCCAGCUCAUCUCCUCCGCAGAGUCUCCGCUCCGUAAGACAUCAUCUGAAUAUAAACUCGAGGGACGCCACGUGUCCUCUCUCAAACCUCUGGAGGGCACUUUGGAUAUCGGUCUGCUCUCGGGGCCCAGAGUCUCCAAAACAGAAACCUGUUUAUCGAAGAUGGCGGAGAACACAAGCGACACUGUUUCUUUGAGUCCUCCGAUUUGGCUCCAGACCCCCGCUGAGAGACAAUUAACCAUCCCCCAACUGAAAGCUUCAGACAAGCUGAAGAGUCCCCUGACUUGUUCCCCGAGCCCUGAAGCUGUUUCUUCUCUAAACAGCAUCGUUGCAUCCAAAGAUCAGUUACAUCAUGCAGCCACAGAGGUCAAAAUGAAUACAAGUGGAGAGAAAACACAGGACAGACUCAGUGAAUCAUUAAAGGCUCAAACAGGCAAAGUGGAGGCCUUUACUGUAAAACAAGAGAGCAGGACGGGUCUGAAGUCCAGUUCAUCACUGGCUCAUGAGCACAGAGGCCCUCGACACAGCUCCCACUUCUCCUCCUGUGGAAAAACACCCUCCAUACGGGAAGUGAGCAAUGAAGAUCAGGAGGAUGAAGUGGAGCCGCAGGAAGUCAAACCGCACACUACAUCACAGAAUGCCGACAGCUCCAAGACAGUUGUCUCUUUGACUUCAGCAAAGUUGGAGGCAGACAUAAAAAAUACAGCUGCCAGUGGACCAUUACCUGUGUUACUGAAGCAAAGUCUAAACUGUGGUUUGGAAACAGGUCAGAGUCAGAACUGCGAGAAGAAAGCAGCUCCUGCACAGAGCUCAAACAUGACCUUGGUUACUGAGGUGACUGCACAGAACAAGUCUGUAUGCCUUCCAGAGAAUGUGCUUUCAAAACAGCAGAACAUCUGCUCGGCAAAUACAGAAGCACACAUUUCUGUCACAGCAUCAGCAUCUGGUUCUGUGCACCAAGAUAAAUCCUGCAGUUUAAAAUCAGAAGGUCAGGAAAGGUCUGUUAGUAAGGACAGAUCGGCUGUGAACGUGAUCGUUGAUUCAGGCCCAAAGAAGGAAGUCAACGUGUGUGUCGCAGUUGCGAAAGUGGAGCAGAGAAGAGAUGUUUCUCCAGUAAACAUGGUCGCCUCAUUAAAAAACGUUGCACUGAGUGUGAAUAAAAAAGAUAACACUGUUGGUGCAAUAGGAAGUAGCAGCACGUUGCUGCACAAAAAACAGGAUCCCAUUUCACCAAAGACAAAGAUUAAAGAUUCAGAGCAGCUAUCGAAAAACGUUCCAGCUGAAAAAGCACAAAACAAAUCUGAUUCAGAAAACUGCACGUUUAACAAAGAAGAAACUGUGAGAGAUAACGCAGCAAAACAGAAAUGCUCAUCCCCAGCAACUGCAAACGAAAAUGUUUUGAUUCCCAAAAGUAAGUCGAGGCCUGACCCUCCGUGUGCACCACACACAGAGACAAAAACACUUGAAAUGAAAUCUCACAGUGCAGCUCCUCCUGUCCCAGCAGUCAAGGGCAGUCCAAAUUCAAAACAGAGAGAUCUGUCUAAAGAAUCUGCGACUUCAAACAUCCCAGUAACCCAUGACUCUAAACAUAAAGAAGUCUUGUUGCCAUCAAAGCAGGAGGAGUCGGUGCAGCUGACACAUUCUCCCACUCUCGCUGACAAGAAGCAAAGAGAAACCCAGGCCAAAAGCUCUGUAGCAUCUUUAACUCAUAUUAUAAAAGAAAACACUGACUUCAAGCCAAAAGCUCUCUCUCCUCCUAAAACUGCCCCUUUAUCGUCAGCUCUAAAGACUUCUGCAGCUCCAGCACCAGUUAUUAAAAGUCUUGAUGCCAAACAUAAAGACCCCUCACCCAAACACCAAGCCCCGGCCGUCAGAAACCAUCACGGCUCCAAACCAAAAGACGCUGCUUCACCUCAGCAUCUAUCAGAUGUUUCCUCCCAGCAUGAUCCGCCACCGGUGCUGCCCAAACCUGCAGUGAAAAAAGAAACGUUUUCACAGAGCAGCGGAGCCAUCUCAGGCCGAAUCUCCACUUGUGCGCCCCAGGAGAGCACCGGCAAGGUGUCCAAGGAAGGCCCCAAGGCUGAGACGCUCAAACCGGACAACCAAAGGGGCCCGGACCCCAGAACCAACACCACCCCUGACAAACAGGUGUCCUCCUUCAAGAAGGAGCAGGCAGAGAGGAAGAAAAAAGAGACAGUUCAAGAGUCUGCACAAAAAAAUACGAAAAGAGACGCAACGAGAGCAACUGCCUCCGACAGAGACACUGGCAGGAAGCAGCAGAAAGAGUCUCCUCGUUCUAACAAAAAAUAAAGAGAACAGCAGCUCCAGAGAAUCCAGAUGUAAUAAAAUGUUAGAAAAUGAUUUGUGCAAACAUCAUCAUGCCUUCUUUUAUUUCUCUUUUGUUUGAGGACCGGGCAAGCUGUUACAUGCUGAUAGAGAGGUAGGUGUGUGCGAGUGUGUGUGUGUUUAAUAAGAUGACAACAAAUGUUUUUCGGUCUGAAUGUAGGCAAAUCAUUUGCAGAUGAUUUCUGGUGUUUUUACUUUUAACGUGGAGUUUGAAUGUUUGUGUUUCUGCUUUGUGCAAUCAGUAUGCGAGGGGGCAGCAGGGAGGAGCCUUACGCAGGUUGUGACGUACUGUAGAGUCAGUGCCAUAAAUGAUUUUUGAAUUGCACUCUUACUUCGAGACUCCUGAAGUAUUUUAAUGCAGUAGACCACACAGAUUUGUUGUUCAGCAAAUUUAGCAGUUGUAUCACGAUUGUUUCUGUUCGGCAUAACCCGAUUCUUUUUCUGUUGGGUUUUUUGUGCAGUGGUACACAGAGGGAACGCACUACGUCCUGUGCUUUUCACCUAAAACUAUAAAAAUAAAAAUGCAGAAUCAUCUCAUGGUUCUAGAAAUUAUAAAUUAGUGAAGGGGCCUUAAAAUUCUGGGAAAUAAAAACGUCUUGCUGUUCUUAGCAAGGUGUGGUGUUUAUUCACAUUCCUCUGACAUCUGUACAUAUAUUUUUGAUUUUUAUGCAAUAUGAUAAUGUAAAUAGAUAUGAUAACACUGUAAAACUGGGAUUCAUGGGCUUACAUGAUUGUCGUUUGUAUUAUAUGUAUAGAUUUUGCAGUGUCAUUUGUUUGUAUGCUCAAUAUUAAGAGUAUCUGCUCGAUAUCUCUGUGGUCUGAAGUAAGCUACCGUGCUGUAUCUCGUCAAAGGCAUCCUCUUCUUUUCAACAUGUUUUCACGUUUCCAAAAUUAACUUGACGAGAGCGUGAGAGAGGAGAGGCACGAGGGGGGUACUGGGCUUUUUCUAAAAAUGUAGCAUUAUAUAACAAAACUGUGAGGGCUGUCAGCAUUUCCCAAGAAUGUCUUUAAUGUCGAUGAUGUGUUUGCUGACUACGGUUUAAAGAGUGUAAAAUAUGAACUGUUGUGUUUGAUUACUGGGAUGAACCAGAUAUUCUGUUUGACAAAUGUUACUGCAGUGGGUUUCUAAAGACCUCUGGGGUUACUCUGUCUUUAUUAUGCAGUCAAGCAAAGUACAGGUUUCAAAACAAAGGUUAGAGAGCAAAAAUCUAUACACUGCAAUCAAAGAAUAGGUUUGAAAGAAAAAUUAUCGACACUGCAGUGUAAAAUAUAUUUGGAAUUAAAUAUGUAUUAAUGACACCAAAAGUUGUUUGUGAAACAAAUUGUUUUGUUUGUCAGAGUUUGCAAUUUUUUUUUUUUUUCGUUAUUAUUAUUGUUUGGGAAUCCAAAAGUUGUAUUUUUUUUAUUUUUUUUUGCAAACCCCUCCUUUUUUUCUGCCAAUUCAAGUUAUGUUUUAAAAUCCCAAAUUUCUCUUUUGGUUUUAAAGGUUUUAACAUCAAGCAAAACUUGUAUUCAAAAGGAAAACUUUGGGAUUUGCAAACAAAACUUGAAUACAUUUUAAAAACAUUUAAUCAUAUAUUUAUUUUUACUGAAAACUGUUUUAAUUGCAGUGUAGAAAUCUACUAUUUUUUAUUGCAAUUUGUAAAGUUUUGCUCUCUGACCUGUUCUGUUUAAUGGUAUAAUAAAGACGGACAGUAACCCCAUACACCUCCGGUUAUCUCCACGUCUGUGCAGAAUGACAUAAGAUCAUGUGAGUAAGAUAAGCUUACAGAGAUCUUCACCGUCCGGGUUUUUCAAAGGAUUUUGAUGUCAGGUUUCAGUCUCAGUGUUGUUCAAGUCGUGUGUGAGUGUUUCGAUGUUUCAAAGGACUCUUAGUAAAGAGCAGCAACUGGCUUAGAGCUUCACCUGGUAAAAAUUUUAUAUAAGAGGAAUCUUGAUUAUUUGCAUCGUAUAGUUCAUGUCCACAACAUACAUUUGAUGUUGGUACUACACGUAUAGACAUAGUCAUGUACUCGCAUUAACUUUCAGCAACUUAUUUACACACAAACACGCGUUUCUACUGUAGAUGCCUUUAAAUUGCAAAACCCUAAAUGAGAGAGUAGCCUAGGACACUAAGUAUGUAAUGCAGUAUUUGCUGUGCUGCACCGGCUAUGUAAAAACAAUAAUCUACAUAUACACAGAAUAUAGUUUAUCUAAAUGGCAUACCGUAUCUGAGAAUGAAACUGAAACAUGUGAGAUUGACUGCAGAGAUUUUAAUAUUAAAAGAAUCUUCUUGCAUUAGAUAUUUGUUAAUGUAUCACUAAUGUAACGUGAGAGAACAAAAUGCACCUUAAUGUUUGCCAAUAUUCAGUUCAAAGGGUGAGGAGAAGAUUAAAACUGAAAAUGGUUUAUGAAUUCCCCUCUCGUCCAAAUUUAAAUGGAUCAUCAAUUUUAUUUGAACAAAUUGUAUUUUUCCCCUCCCCUCCUUUUUUCUUUUUUUUCUUGUGAUGACUGACAUUUAAAUCCUCAAAGCACAUUCAAUGUUUGUUUACAAAGCAUCAUGGAUGUAUAUUUUGUAUAUUGUUGAUUUGCCAAAUCUAUGUUCUGUGUCAGAGAUAAUGUUGUUUAUAGUAGUGUGAGACUUUGCUCCCCUGCCACCACGACGUUCAAUAAGAACAUUUGUUUGUGCUGUAAUCAACGUCUUUUCAUACGUCAGCAGGUUUUUCUUCUUUCUCUGCUUGUCCUUUCAGUUUCCUGUUGUUGUUUUUUUUUUUUCUUCCUCUGUGCAAAACUAGUAUUAGAUGAACUUGCUUAUGAUGGUUUGUCUUUUAGAAAAUGUGCAAUAAAAGUGUUUUGAGUUUUGUAUUUUGCCCAAGGAAAGCUCUAUGGAUGUCAUAGAUGUUGUAUAUUAAAACAGAUAUUUAUACUUCUAAUGUUGCGUAAUACUGAAAAUAAAAUGGAAUUAUAAAUUAA